AUGGUUCAGCUGCUACAUCGACUGCGCAUUCCUGUCUCUUCUCUAGAAAAACAAAUGGUAGAAAAUGCUCAAUUCUCCUUGUCGUCAGCGUCAAUAAAUCGCGCUAAGAUGUAUCAUGAGUCUUGGGCUCGUCAAUUAAAAAAGGUAGACGUCGACUCCGCGCUGUGGGAUAUUACAGCUAUGGAGGCACGUUACUGCAUUCAGUAA
Molecule: messenger RNA, 207 nt
Organism: Plasmopara halstedii
Lineage: Eukaryota; Oomycota; Peronosporomycetes; Peronosporales; Peronosporaceae
Exons: 3
Coding region: 1-207 (68 amino acids)
Source: RefSeq, a predicted model, not a curated record